Molecule: messenger RNA, 2078 nt
Organism: Dendronephthya gigantea
Lineage: Eukaryota; Metazoa; Cnidaria; Anthozoa; Malacalcyonacea; Nephtheidae
Exons: 9
Coding region: 43-1644 (533 amino acids)
Biological process (GO): regulation of gene expression
Cellular component (GO): cytoplasm; nucleus
Molecular function (GO): mRNA binding
Source: RefSeq, a predicted model, not a curated record
UCGGAGACAACAACAAUUUUUGUACCUGUACCGGAGGAACACAUGGGUCGAAUAAUAGGAUUUGGAGGAGAAAAUAUUAAAAACAUUAAACACGAUACGCAAACAGACAUUAAGAAAUCCACGGCGUAUGAAAGUGGCUUUCAUGUGACUGGCAAGCUAUCUGAUUGUGAAAAAGCAAGGCAGGCCAUAACAGAUUGUUUAGAAAAUAAAGAAGAGAGGAAUUAUCAAAAAAUAGUCGAGGUACAGAAGAAAUAUAUAACUAUUGUUGUGGGCAAAGAUCAUAAGAACAUAGAUGAUAUUGCAACAAAAUCCGAAACAAAAAUCAUAGUGCCCUCUCGUCGAACUUCAGAAGACGCUGGAGGAGACACAAUUCCAAUUAAGAUUAUUGGACCUCAAGCAAAUUGUGAUAGAGCAGAAACGCUUAUUCAACAAUGCGUGGUCAUCAUUAAGGACAGGCAGAAGAGAAAUGAAUAUGGUGGCGAUACUAAAUUUGUUUGCUUCGACUUCAAAGAAAAAACAGAAGAAUUUCGGUUAAUAUCAGAUGUUAGUCCUCCUAAAUUGGAUGGUUUCAUUAAAGGAAUGAGAUAUAGGAUCAAAACUAACGAUGAGAAUGAUUUUAACCAUGACCGAACAGUAUUAGAAAUAAGGGAACGUUUAUUGACACCAUUGCAAAAUAUAAGGCAAUGUAAAGAUGAAAAGGGCUUGUUGAUUGACCUUUGGUGCCAUUUUGGAAAAGUAUUUGUUUCUAAUGUUGAUGAAGAGGAAACUAUGGAAACCUUGACAGCAGAGGCUAUCAAUGGACGUCUCCUGAAGAUAAUGACUGACAAAGAUGAGUUAAAGGGUAAGAACAGGGACGCCUUUUGGAGAGUUUCUUUUGAAGAGGGUGUUGAUCCAUCACGCAUAAACGAGGAUGCGUUCGAAGAGGAUGAAUAUCUAGAUUUCAAACUGGAUCACACACAGUGGCGUUAUGAUUUUGGCUUCACCACUCCAACAGGAAGGAACGUGCGAUUCAAAGUAUGGGAAGGCUUACCGUCUGAUACAGAAGACGAGCCACCAAUGGAAGUAAAGAAUAUUCUAACACAAGUUGUCCUCAGAGGAAAUGAAAGCAUCAAAGCUUGGUUAUGUUAUCCUUCUACAUCAGUUCUCCGAGGGGAAAUAAUGAUACCUGCUUCUCCGUAUGACUGCAGAAUAAAGUUAAGAGGAGGCCCCCGUUAUGUGACCGACAAAGAUGAGGUGUGUCUAGAAGAAGAUGCAAUCCUAUCGGAUUAUCUUUCUCAUUGCACAAUCGAUACAGCGGAGCAUAAAAUGUCGAUUCCUGACGAUAAAGACCAUGAAAUGCCAGAAGGUUUUGCAUGGACGUUUUACCGUCGGGCGGAGGAAAAAAUGUAUCGUACUUCCCUCGAUGAUGAGGGGUUUCUUGUUAUUGUUUUGGACGAAAGCGGUGGGGAUUCGGACGCAUCGAGUUGGAGGGAAAAAAAGCAGUUGGGUUUUAGGGUCGUAAUGGACGCCUGGACUGAUGCACUUCUAUCAACCGAACGAAACUGGAAACCAGAGGAAAUAGUGGACAAGCUUGGAAUAUAUAUGAGGUUUUUAGGUUUGCUUCAAAGUGUCUUGUUUCUUGAUGCCAUUGUAGAUCCGUCGUAGAGGUCCAUUUUAUUAAAUCGUUCAAAGUAAUUUACACAGGGGAAAAAAUUCUUCAUAACAAACUAUACUGCAUGGCUAUGGAUUUUCAAACAAUAUUUUAUAUCAAAAUCUGCCAAUGCGAUUGCAGAAUGAGAUUAAGCUUCAGUAGUUUAUUCUGCCUUACCUUGGUUUGGAUGCGCCAUGCACUGCACAUAUUACCGCCAAUUUGCAGUUGAGCUUGCGGCUUGCAUUUCAAACCCGUUGUUCCAUUGUUUGAAACGCCUUGUUGCUGAGGGCUAAAAUUAAAUGAUAAUAUACAUUUCCUAUAAAUAGAAAUGUCAUACCUAGGAAAUGUAUUACUGAAUUUAUAGACUGCAUGUCUCACACAUGUCGAAUUGUCUGAUUUACCUGACAAUACACAUUGCAAUAUGAUCAAGUACAGGAAAGCGGAUAGG